This is a messenger RNA of Schistosoma mattheei, 2955 nucleotides long. Lineage: Eukaryota; Metazoa; Platyhelminthes; Trematoda; Strigeidida; Schistosomatidae. The record is from the annotation of a GenBank genome assembly.
AUGAAUAAACAAAAUAAUCAUGAAAUAUCAUCGAUUAAUCAAUUACAAUCAAAUUUAAAACAACAACAAAUCGAAGAAGAGAAAGAAGAAGAAGAAGAAGAAGAAGAAGGACACGAUGAUGAGGACGACGACGAUGACGACGACGACGAGAACGAGAAUAAAAAAGAAAAAGAAUCCAAAGAAAAACAAGUACAAUCAAUACAAACAUGUAAAUUAUCACAAUCAAUUCAUUUAUCAAAUCAAAUUAAUCACAAUAAAAUCAAUAUUCAAUCAAAUUUAUCACAUCCACCUAAAUUAGGUAUGAAUUCAACACAAGAUUCUGGUUAUUUAUCUAUAGAUCCAUAUGAAACUUAUUCUAUUCAAUCAUCAGAGAUGAAUAAACAAGAAUCAUCUAUGAAUGUGAAUAAAUCAACAACAAUUUUAUAUAAACCUACAUUACAAUCAAUCAUUAUGAGAUCAAAUCAAAUGGAUUUAAAUCAAAGAUCAAAUCCAAGAUCUAAUAAAUGUAUUAUUCAAUCAUCGAAUUAUUAUUUUACAAAUGUAUCACCAAAAGCGAAAAAAUUAAAAAUUCAUAUAAAUCAUGAAGAUAUUCCACAAUUCAAUAAACGACAAAUAAUCAUAGCACAACGUAAAUUAUCACAAGUCCUAAACAAUCUCAUCGAUCAUAUAGGUAAUCCCUAUCAUACUGAAGUCUCUAAACAACUCAAAUCUCAUAUUCAUCCACAUUAUUGGAUACCAGAGAAUUAUACAGCUUAUUCAAAGAUGGAUAGUAAACAAUUCAAUAUACCACAACAUCAAUUAUCAUCAUUACAACCAAUCAAUAAAUCGAUUCAUUCAUAUCCAUUAGAUCAUACUGUUGAUGGAAUGGUACCAGAUGUUGAAUGUAUUAGUGAAAAAUCAGAAUUAAGUUCAACAACAAUUCAAUCAACACCUUAUGAUCAAUCAAUAAAUAUUGAUUCAACAAUGAAUGAAUCAGAUCCAAUUCAAAUAAGAGAAUCUCCUAUGGAUUUAAAGAAAUUAUAUUUAUUACGACAUAUAAAUCCAUUAGACAAUAAUCAAUGGGAUAAUACAAAUUCAUAUGAUGUUAAUCAAUAUCAAAUACCGACAGUUUACGCUACUGAUGACGGACAUGAUGAUGAUGAUGAUGAUGAUAAUGAUGAUGAUGUGAAUGAAAAUGUAGGUCCGGUUAUUAUUGAUCCUACUGAUGAUAUAGAUGAUGACGAUAAUGUUUAUGAAGGUCGUGCAACUUUAAAUAAACAGUCUAUAAUUCCAAGGGGUCAUCAUCACUCGUUGGAACGAUACGGAUCAUUGUUGCCAAAUCAAAGAUUACCUGAAGGUAAACGAAUUACAAUGAAUGAUCGUUCAACACAAUCUCAAACGAAAUUAUACACUAUACGCAAUUCUAAUUGCUAUCAGAAUUUACAUCAAAUACCUACCAGUAAAAUGUUAUCUUCACCUUCAUUUAUACAUAAUGAUCAUAUUUAUCAAACAGAUGAAGAUAUUCAUUCAAUGAAUUGCGGAAGAUUUACAUCAGUUGAAUAUAUAAAACCAUCACAAGGAAUUUCGUAUGGAAUACAAGAUUCCACAUAUAUAGAUCCCCGUGAAAUGAAUAGAAUAAAACAAACAAAUUUAGAUAAUCAUAAUCAAUAUAUAAUGAAUAGAACACUUACAGAUAAUAAACAAUUUCAACCAUCAUCAUCACCAUCAACCUCAUCAUUGACAUUAUCAUUGUCAUCGUCAUCCUCCGCCGCCUCCUCAUCAUCAUCCUCGUCAUCAUCAACAACAUCAACAUCAUCAUCAUUAUCUACACCAACAUUAUCUACAGUAUAUACAAAUUCUAUAUGUCCAAGUAAAUAUGUUUCUACACCAUUAACAAAUGCUAAUAUAUUAUGGAGUCAAGAAAUGAAUCCAUUUUCUUUAAGAAAUUCAAUGUAUACAAGAUCAUUAAAACAAUUUCCUAAACAAUUUAUACAAUCUACAUAUCCAAAUUAUAUAUCACAUAGUUUAACUAGUAAACAAUUUCAACAUAUUUAUCAUCCUCCUCGUCCUCCUCCUUCUCCUCCUCCUCCUCCUCCUCAUCAUCAUCAUCAUCAUCAUCAGCAGCAGCAGCAGCAACGACAACAGCAACAGGAACAACAACGACAGCAACAACCACAACAACAACAGCAACAGGAACAACAACGACAACAACAACUACUACUACUACAACAACGUCAAUCAUCAUAUCAACCAUUAUUUGUAUCAAAUUGUUCAUUAUCUCCAUUUAAUAUGAAUCAUAAUGUCAUGAAAUAUUCUACUAUUCCAUUAGAUAAAACAAUAUUCAUGAAAAGAAGAAGAAGAAGAUUGACUACUGAUAUAGGUGUCAAAAAUUUCAAUUUUACAAAUAGUAAUGAUACUACUAGUAAUAAUAAUAAUAAUACUAUGAAUAUUGUUUAUGGCACUACCGAUACUACUACUAAUACUACUGAUACUACUACUAAUAAUAAUGAGAAAUGGUUAUGUAAUACACUACAACUGAAUGAAAUCAAUCUAUCAUCAAUGAAAUCAAAUCAAUUAAGUAAUUUUCAUAUUAAAGAAGAUGGAUUAUUCAUGAAUAAACAUCGUCGUUGUAUAAGUUGGCCUCAUACAUUAUAUGAAUCUAUACCAAAGAUAUGCUACAAUGAAUAUAAACAUUCUAUGAUUACUACUAAUAGAAUUAAUAAUAGUAAUGAAUUAAAACAAAAAACAUUGGAAAGUUUACCGGUUACAUUGAAUUCAAAUAGAAAUAUAAUGGAUUCAUUCAUUUCAACAACGAAUACAUCCACUAAGUUAAAUGAGACUUAUUUUUCAUAUAAUAAUCCAUGGUACUCAUUAACUUUAAUGAAUACAGUCAUAUUAAUAUUAGUACUUAUUAUUUCAUUAAUCAAUUGGUUAUGGUAUGAAGAGAAACGAAGAAAAUCGAAUAUACCUUCUUGA